AUGUCGAUCCAAAGAAAAGUCCUCAGGAAAACACCAAAUACUGAAAAAGCUCUUGAGAUUCUUCUCGGCCAACCUUCAAAAUCAUCUCUGCAACCAGCAUUUAAACUUUCGUCUGUGCUUUCAUCACCCCCUCAAUCCCAUAAUGAUAAACCCAAACCUAAAAAAGACCUUGCAAUCCCCGAUCGAACACAAAAAUUUAUACCAACAAACCCAAACACCCUACCUAAAUCUUCCCUGCUAACAUCUAAAGAUACAACCACAUCAAAUGCACCAGAAUACGAUGAAGAAUUCGGCCGUCGUCUAAAAGCAAAUCCUUAUGCAAAUAUGCUUGCUUCACCAAUCCGUAUGGAUAAACUUCGCUGGACGGCCUUCCCCCGUGAUUUACUUAUCCCAUUUGGCUUCGAAGAAGGUUCAGAGCAAGAAAAUAUUUCCUCAUCAUCUUCUUCAGAGCAAGAAAACUUUAAUGAAACACUUGCCGAUACCUUAGACCCAUCAAAAGAAGAUACAUCUAAUAGAAUCAUGCUUCAGCCUCGAGUGGGCAAAGAGUACCUUACCAAAGCAGGUAGCACAGCAUACAUCCCUUGUCAUCAAUCCAGCGUCGACCAAUUGGUUUUACAAUGGCGUGGAUUUUUCCCAGUCGUCCUUACAACUUCUGUUAAAUCAGCUCACAGUCAAUUCCAAAGUUCUGUCUUGCGUGCAUCCCAGCAACAACACCAAGAGCAAACAAAAAAAUCCAAGAAAUCUAGCCAACCACCAGCAGUUUUCCCACAAGACCUUGCAUCAGGACUUAUCCCCACACUUUUUGUGGACGAUAUUAUUCGAAUUUUGCAAAAAAAAGUGCUUAAACAUCAUCUUGUUCGUCUUCAAAUUAAACCUCUUCCUCAGGAAACCCCAUAUUUUUUUAGACUUUCAUGGGAAGAACUUAAUGAACCCACCACCACCACCACCAAUGAUACCACUCUACCAGAGUUUUGCACUCAAGUCUUUAAUAUCCCUGAAAUAAUGAAGACCCAACAAGAACAUUCGGAAACUCUUUAUAAAAUUCUUUCGGAAUCGGUUCCCAAAUUUAAAGAACAAAAAUACAUUGAUAUUCCCUCGCAUAUUGGCAUAGACAUUCAUAAAUUUUUGAUAAAAUACAUACAAUACUUUAGCGAGCUAUAA
Messenger RNA from Magnusiomyces paraingens, 1161 nucleotides. RefSeq lists its product as uncharacterized. Bases 1 to 1161 code for a protein of 386 amino acids. The transcript has a single exon. Lineage: Eukaryota; Fungi; Ascomycota; Dipodascomycetes; Dipodascales; Dipodascaceae. The record is from RefSeq and is a predicted model, not a curated record.